Lodderomyces parapsilosis is the source of this 1011-nucleotide messenger RNA. RefSeq names its product PAQR-type receptor. Gene Ontology annotation, cellular component: membrane. The record is from RefSeq and is a predicted model, not a curated record. The coding region runs from base 1 to 1011 and encodes 336 amino acids. The transcript has a single exon. Gene Ontology annotation, molecular function: signaling receptor activity. Lineage: Eukaryota; Fungi; Ascomycota; Pichiomycetes; Serinales; Debaryomycetaceae.
AUGGUAUCAGAACAAGUGUCCACCAUAAGACAAAGACAAACUCAGGAAUCAAGUGUUGACCCCAAACAGGGUCCGGCGCAAACGUCGCCAAGAAUUGUCGCACAACUGGAGUCGAGAAAUCCACUUGCAAGAAGAUUGGCUUACUACCACGAAUUAGAUGAAUGGCAACAAGAUAAUCAUUACAUCCGUUCUGGCUACGUCCGAGGAACUUCUCUGUAUUUGGAGAGUUUCAAGUCAUUGGGCUACUGGCACAAUGAGACAAUCAACAUCUACUCUCAUUUGUUACCUUCAAGUAUCUCGUUUUGGUUGAUUCUAUAUUAUGUUAACUUUCAGCUUGCUAUGUAUGAUAACUACUUGGGAGUCUGGGAAAAGCUUAAUUUUAUCCAGUUUGGUUUGGCAUGUACGUUUUGCAUGUUUAUGUCGUCUGUGUUUCAUACAUUGAAGUCACAUUCACACAAGGUCAGCAAAUUUGGAAACCAGUUGGAUUACUUUGGCAUUGUCAUAUUGAUUACAUGUUCCUUGAUUUCAAUUAUCUUGUUUGCCUAUUAUGAUGAACCAUUAGAAAAAUGGAUAUUUGUUUCUUUAACAUUGUUUUUUGGAACUGUUUGCACUGUGUUUACGUUACAUCCGGAAUUCUCCAAGAAUCACUAUCGACCAUUUAGGUCAACAAUGUUUAUCCUAUUUGGCCUUUCUGGUGUGUUGCCAGUCGCUUUCGGUGUCUACAAAUUUGGUGCCGCUACUACGCUGGAUCGAGCUGGAGUGAAAUGGUUAAUUUUGGAAGGAUUGUUUUACAUCUUGGGUGCUGUAUUAUAUGCUGCUAGGUUUCCGGAAAGAUUGACUCAUGUUGAAGAAGAUGAGCAUCUGUUGUUGCUGAACCCUCAAGCUGGUAAAUUUGACAUUAUUGGACAUUCACAUCAAAUAUUCCAUGUGUUUGUGGUGAUUGCUGCCUAUUGUCAUUGGUUGGCGUUGGUGCAAUGUUAUCACUACUUACACCAACAUAUUUUAGCUUAA